CACACAAACAGCUUUGGGCGAACUGUCAGAAGAAGUUCAAACAGGAAGACGACCGCACCGGCUCGGUGUUAAAGCAGUCUAUUUACAGCAGUCAUGGCGGAGUUUUAAAGUUGACUAGACCCGUUGCCCUCAUGGAAAGUCAAGUGGAAGCCGUAGUGGCGCCAGGGCAACAUUAACGAAGCAUACCCGUCGUUUGAAACCAUCAAGAGGGGGGGGCUUCACUUCACUUGUGGCCAGACAAAGUGGCCUCGCUAAAGCUAACGCUAGCUGUGUUUGCGACGAACUUUGUUGAACUAAACUCAUCUCGUAAAUAACUUCUCUACACUUUCAACGCGGAUGCUGAUGACUUAAGUCCUAAUUUGUAUGUCUUCAGGAAGUUAUCUGGUUUAUGGUGUGCACGUCCCAGCGACGGUCCGCUGCGCUUUGAAUUUCCCUCCUUCUGGAAGACAGACAGGCGGCUUAGCGAGGAGUUCAGUCGGCGAGUUUGGCUCGGAACCAGAUCAUUAGCAACUCGGUGCUAAUUGUGGCUAGUUAGCCGGAGUGCCAGCCAGGCCCUGAGGAAAUUAUUGUUAUUAUUACUUGCUCUUUAUUAUUUUGGUUGUUCGUCAGCGCAUUCGUUUGCUUUGAGUGUCUUUUUUGCGUCAGCGAGAUUACCUCCAUGCGUAGACUAUUUUGACUUCAGUUGAAAGGAUUAACUUUACGAAUAUGGAUUCGCACACGGGAUACGCCGCCUCUGCUCCUGGUCCCAAGAAAGACAAGAAAUCAAAGAAGGGCUACGAGGACGGAGAGGGCAAAAAGAAAUUUACACUGAAACGUCUGUUUCCAGAUGAGUUGGAACGCUUCACCAGCAUGAGGAUAAAGAAGGACAAGGAGAAGUUGAGCCAUGUCCCUGGGCAGCGUCAUUCUGCAGCCGCAAAUUAUGAGAUCAGCACUCCCGGUGCAAUCCUGCAUGACCAUUCGGAUGAAUACGUUCUGGAGCUAUUUGAAAAGAUGUUGGUGGAUAUGAACUUGAACGACGAGAAGCAGCAGCCUCUCAGGGAAAAAGACAUCGUAAUUAAACGUGAAAUGGUCUCUCAGUACCUCCACACAUCUAAAGCGGGCCAAGAUCAGAAAGAGAGCUCCAAGUCCGCCAUGAUGUAUAUACAGGAGUUGAAGUCAGACUACCGAGAUGCACAGUUCCUGAGCUGUCUGGAGUCUUUACGGGUCUCGCUCAAUAAUAACCCUGUCAGUUGGGUGCAGAAUUUUGGAGAUGAAGGCCUGGCUCUUCUGUUAAAUCUGCUCAGAAGACUGCAAGAAGAGAAAGACGAGUACCCAAUGAUGGGAGUUAAAUGUCAACACGAGAUCAUACGCUGUCUCAAAGCCUUUAUGAACAACAAGUAUGGCUUAAAAUCCAUGCUGGACACAGAUGAGGGAAUUCCUCUGCUGGUCAGAGCCAUCAACCCGAGGGUGCCUCAUAUGAUGGUGGAUGCUGUCAAACUGCUUUCUGCCAUCUCUAUAUUGGAACACCAGGAGAAUCUUCAUGAACGUGUUCUAGAGGCCAUCACAGAGGAGGCAGAGAAACGGGACAUUGAGAGGUUUCAGCCUCUUCUGGCUGGCAUGAACAGUCACAACAUUGCAUUGAAGGGUGGCUGCAUGCAGCUAAUCAAUGCAUUAAUCAGUCGGGGAGAGGAGCUCGACUUCAGGAUCCAUAUUCGCUCUGAGCUUCUCAGAUUAGGACUCAGGGACUGCCUCAAGGAGGUUCGGACAAUAGAAAAUGAUGAGCUGAGGGUGCAACUCAGCGUCUUCGACGAACAGGCCGAAGACGACUCAGAUGAUCUGAAGGCUCGCCUCGAUGACAUCCGUAUUGAGAUGGAUGAUGUGAGGGAAGUAUUUGACAUUUUAGCCAACACAGUAAAGGACUCCAAAGCUGAAAACAACUUCUUGUCCCUGAUGCAACACCUCCUGCUGAUCCGCAAUGAUUAUCUGGCCAGGCCUCAGUACUACAAGUUAAUAGACGAGUGUGUUUCUCAGAUUGUGCUCCAUAGGAACGGAGCAGACCCAGACUUUAAAUGCCGCAACAUCAGUCUCAACAUUGAAAACCUAAUAGACAACAUGGUAAACCAAACCAAGGUGGAAACCAGUGAAGCAAAGGCUAUUGAGUUUGAGAAAAAGCUGGAUGCAGAGUUGACCGCACGCCACGAGUUACAGGUAGAGAUGAAGAAACUCGAGGGCGACUACGAACAAAAAUUGCAAGACUUGAGCCAAGAAAAAGAGCAACUGGCCUCCUCCAAUCAUGAGCGGGAAAAGGAGAACCAAGGCUUGCAGCAACAGCUCAGUGCUCUGAAACAGCAGGUUGAAACGCUAUCAAAAGAUUUGGAAGAAGCCAAGACUAAAGUUGUCACAGUUACUGUUCCUGUGCCAACACCUGGUGUGCCACCUGCACCUCCUGUCCCUGGCCAGAAAGGUGAUAUGCCUCCACCAGCACCACCUCCUCCCCAUCCUUUGCCAAACUAUGCAAUCAUACCACCACCACCUCCUCCUUUACCGGGGCAAAUCGGCAUGCCUCCUCCUCCCCCCUUACCGGGGAUGCCGGGCCCUCCACCACCCCCACCCUUACCGGGGAUGCCGGGCCCUCCACCACCCCCACCCUUACCGGGGAUGCCGGGCCCUCCACCACCUCCACCCUUACCGGGGAUGCCGGGCCCUCCACCACCCCCACCCUUACCGGGGAUGCCGGGCCCUCCACCACCCCCACCCUUACCGGGGAUGCCGGGCCCUCCACCACCUCCUCCACCACCAGGUGGUCCUGGUAUGCCUCCACCACCACCAGGUGGUCCUGGUAUGCCUCCACCACCACCAGGUGGUCCUGGUAUGCCUCCACCACCACCAUUUGGUGUGGGAGGUUGGGGAGCCCCUGCAGUAGUCCAACUGCCUUAUGGCCUACAGCCGAAGAAGGACUACAAGCCUGAAGUCCAACUGAAGAGGGCCAACUGGAGCAAGAUUGGACCUGAAGACCUUUCUGAGAAUAGCUUUUGGACCUUUGCCAAAGAGGAGAAAUAUGAAAACAAUGAGCUCUUUGCCAAACUCACCUUGGCCUUCUCCUCGCAGACUAAGACUACUAAAGGUAAGAAUGGCCAAAACCUACCAUUUGUUUUAAUUUCUUUCUAUAUCACAAUUCUCCUCUGCAAAGAGGACACACCAUACUUUCACCCUGAAAACCUUCUCAAAAUAAUAUGCUGCAUUAGUUUAUGUAGAAGGUACCCACACGUGGCUGUGUAUGCGCUCACCGUUGUGUGGUACAUCAGAUAAUUUUGCACUUUAGGGAUCUAAGAGAAAAAUUGACCCUGGGCUGAAGGUGAAAUGAGCGAUAAGAAGGAGGUCGCUGAUGCCCUUCGACAUGCCAACAGCUGUCCUGGCACAAAACGCUGACACAGGGCUCUCUACUCAAAUGCGCACACCUGUCCAAUCUCAUCACCUUGUCCCAGUGUCACCUAGCCUUCUGCUCCAACUCCUCCAUAUUCAUAUAAUAAUGAGAACACCAUCAACUUACAGGCAGUGCGUAUACGCGAGGGUGUUUGUGUGACCUUCCUUUACAGUUACUCACACAAAGAGAUGUGUCAUGAAUAAACAAAUUGGUACCUGUACUUCUGGCAUUUGAUGUCUGUUAAAAUGUCACUGUUGGCAGCUGUCCGAUCUACAUUCACCUUUAUGGCAAGUUGAAACGUUCCCCUGUCACAUCUCAAUUUUAAAAUGCCCUUUUCUCAUUGCAAUGACCCAUAUCCCACCACUUCCAUUUUUAUUGGCCAGGACAGCCACCCAUUCCAGAUGAUGUCUACUAACCUUUAAUGAGAGCUUACUAUAUAAAGACACUCUGGCCUUUUCAUAAGCUCCCACCUGUCUGUUGCAUGCAUGCACUGCAUUGGCAUUCUACUAUCUGUGAGGAGAAAAAAAAAAAACUCCUGUUGGAAUCAAACAUUAAAAAAUACCGGCAGUUUGAGUCCAGGUUACAUUGUCUGUUUUCUUAGGGAACUGAAAUGCCAAGAGUGCAUUAUUUGAAUGUUAGUGAGACGAAGAAAAAUCUAGGGUGAACGUCUCAGACUUAAACCAGGUCUUGCAUUUGUCUAUGUGCCUUGUUAAAUUCGAAUUUGUAUAUCAGCCUUUGAAAAUGUCUAAAGGCUAUGUGAAGUUCUUUUGUAAGCAUCUUCUAUAUGUAGUGUGUGCUUUGACAGCAAAUGUGAUUCAACCCACACUCUAUUGAUAUACAUGUUUGUGUUGCCCUAUAAGCAGAGAGCUCCAGUUAUGCAGUGACCCUUCACCUCAUGUCUAUUUUCCUCUUACUAAAAUGUACCUCUCAAGGCCUAAUGCAUUCUUCCUGAGCUCCUUAUCCUCCUCCUCUCUCACCUUUGGGAACCCAGUUUCAUUCCUCUUGAUUCCUUCCUUGCUGCCCUUUCUCCUGCUCUUGCGCCUCCCUUUCCUCAUUAUGCUGCGAAGGCAGGCAGACACUACACCAAGCCAUCACUCACCCUUACUGACCCUUCGUUCCUUCCAUCAACAGCCAAGCAGAAUACACACCCACGCAGAAACAAUGCAUGCUGGGGAAUACUGUGCUCAAUGCAAGGUUAUGGCUUAUGGACUUUGAACUUUGUGGCAGGACAGUAAUAGGAUUGUGGCAGUCAUGUCUACUGCCUGCACAGUCCUUGACAGACAUGGCACAUGGGGGGAUAUUUGCUCAACAUAUCUUCAGUAACAAUAAGCAAUAAGAUGGAAAAGGGCCAAGGAUAUAUUGACUUCUGCUCCCAUUUUAUUUAAAUGAUCUUUUUUCAGUUACAGUUUUUUCCCCCACUUUAACUGGAGCAAAAUGUCGACAACCUUGUUUGGUUUGCACCACUUAAACUGCUUGAGGCCACAGCGCAUUCAUUAUCUGGUGUUUGUGUGUAAUUAUUCUCCUAGCAUCUACAGAGAAUCAAUCAUCAAGCUUUUUUAAAACAUUUUAUAAGUUGUCUGUGGUUUCUUUCUGUUUAAUUCUUCAUUUAAAUUCUAUUAAUAUGUCUGACCUCAAUAAGCUGCUGCUGCCGCUGUUAGCUUUACACAUGCAUACACUCACAGAUCAUCUCCCGGUGUUUUCCACUUACUCAAGAAUGGAGCUCACGUAUUAUUAGCGAUAUGUGUUUUGUUCUCUGUCAUUAAACUGAGAGAGGUUUGGGAAAUAAAGAAUGCAAACGGUUAUGCUUUUCAUCGGGUGGUCUAGAACAUUCUCGGGCGUAAUUGCUGGCUUCAUGCAGUUUGGCUCUCUGUGGAACAUUGUAUAACUUUGUGUGACUUUGGUGAACAUUAUUUUCUUUUGCACUUUGUGGGUGUUUUGGCCUGUAAUCAGACACCUGGUGUGACUGUAUGUAAUAAUAAACAGUCCAAUUCUUACCAGAAGAUUUGGCAUCAAGGCUUAUGUUACUGUGCAAAAGAUUUUUCUCCCCACAAGGUUUUUGUUUUUUUCUAUGAAGUGUAUUGCUCUUUCAUCGUGUCCAAUAUAGGAGAAAAUUAUAUGCCACCCCCUACCCUUUAUUUAGAAAAACAAAAAAUCAUUUGGUUCUUAAUCUUCAUUCUGUAAGAAAAUUGUUGGCUUGUGAAACCAAGACCUCAGAUAUCACUGUUACCAAAAGAACAUGUUAUAAAGGCGACAAUGGAAAAGCAAAAUAUCGAAUAAGAAGGCUGGGUUGCGACAAUAUUGGUGAUUAAUUUGACUCAGGAGAAAAGAGUAGAAAAGGACCAAGAGCAUAAAUGAUUAUUAAUCCUCACAAAGGAAGGAUAAUGUUCAUACCCAAUUCUCAAUCCUGUCGACUUUUCUUCUGUCUCAGUUACUACUUUUAUGUGGUCUGUGGUAAGGUGACCUAUUUUUUCUUAACUGGCAUAAUUUUGCAAACCAAGUGAGAGUUUAUACUGUUGUUUCACAUGAUACAUAAACACUUUAUAGUGAAAUAUAUAAUCCUGUAAUGCAUUGUCUUUAUGCAAUCCAAACAGUUUCGUUUCAAAGAGAUGCAAUGUUUAUUGUUGAAGGAGUUCCGCAUGUUUGUGUGCUUUGCUGAACAGAGUAGGCGGCUCAGCUUAGCUACAUUUGCGGAACAAUUAUAAUAUGCCUUUUGAUCUGCCUGCGUUCACAAAAAUACAUUUUGCUCCUAGUAGGUAUAAGGGUUGGAAAAAAAUAAUGGAAACACGUAACAUUUUGGCGUCAUAAUCAUUUAACAUAAAUAUUAAAGAAUGGCAUGAGGAACAUUCUAAUGAAGUUGACCAUCUCGUAUGGCCGGCAUAAUUCCCAUACCUCAACAAUAUUGAGCAUUUAUGGUCAGUUUUAGAGAUUCAACUAAGUCGAUUUCCACCGCCAUCGUCUCUAAAAGAGUUAGAGAGCAUUCUAACUGAAGAAUGGCUUAAAAUCGUAUGAAUCAAUACGUUGGACAAUUAACAUUAACCUGAAAAUAGAUAAAGCAGAGUGCACACUGAAAUAAUACCACAGUGAUUUUGAAAAGGCACAUAUUAGAGUAAUAGUAACUAAUAAUAAAGGCGCAGAAUAACAUUAUCUGGCUUUGCCAAAAAGGCAAAGACCAGAUAAUAAAUAUAUAGUACUAUCAAUACCUCAGAGAAUUAACAUUAACCUGAAAAUAAAGCAGAGUGCACACUGAAAUAAUACCACAGUGAUUUUGAAAAGGCACAUAUUAGAGUAAUAUUAACUAAUAUUA
Molecule: messenger RNA, 6707 nt
Organism: Corythoichthys intestinalis (scribbled pipefish)
Lineage: Eukaryota; Metazoa; Chordata; Actinopteri; Syngnathiformes; Syngnathidae
Product: protein diaphanous homolog 1-like
Biological process (GO): actin cytoskeleton organization; actin filament polymerization
Cellular component (GO): actin filament
Molecular function (GO): actin binding; small GTPase binding
Source: RefSeq, a predicted model, not a curated record